Molecule: messenger RNA, 300 nt
Organism: Prorocentrum cordatum
Lineage: Eukaryota; Dinophyceae; Prorocentrales; Prorocentraceae
Source: the annotation of a GenBank genome assembly
GUGAACUGUCUGGCCAAUGGAGUUUCCAUCGCUGGCUUCCUGAUCGCCUGUGAGACGGGCGUGCUCCUGCCGUUCCAUGAGUGUGACAUGCCCGUCAUUCAGGAGCUUCCACACGUGGAUGCCGACUCGGCCAAGUUCGCGGACUGGGUGCGGAGUGUGUCGCUGGCGCCGAAUGCUCUGUGGGUCGACGCGCCAGUCUACGCGCCCCUGUCGACGACGCGGCUGGACCCCGACGAAUGCAUGGCCAAAUGCACGAGGGCGGUAGAGAAGUCCGAGACGAUCACCGCGGAGGCCCCUGAG